AUGAGACUAAUAAUAUUUAUUGGAUUUUGCUUCUUCUUUGGUGUGUGGGGACAGGAUGAGACUGUGACAAACCCAAGCGUGGAGAUACAACAAGGGACAGUUAUUGGUACGCUUGAUCACGGAGUUUACGAGUUUCAUGGGAUACCGUAUGCUGAUUCAACUUCAGGGAUUCAUCGGUUUAAGGCACCCUUGCCGGCACCUACUUUUGAAGCACCUUUUGUAGCCAAUCGAAAAGGCAUUAAAUGCAUUCGAGCGUUAGGUGUCGGCUACGAGGGAGUAGAAGAUUGCUUGGUAGCAGACGUUUACACCACAACCCUUGACAGCACCCGCAGACUCCCAGUCAUGGUCUGGAUCAAAGGCAGAGAGUUCGACAGAGUCUACGAACACGAACUGUCCUUUAAAAACUUUCUCGAACAAGAUGUCAUAAUCGUCUCCUUAAACUUCCGAGAGUCAAUAUUCGGUUUUCUAUGUUUAGGAACGGAAGUUGCGCCUGGUAAUGCUGGACUCAAGGACAUUAUCGCGGGCUUGCACUGGGUUCAAGAGAACAUUGAAAACUUCGGUGGCGACCCUGAUUCUGUAACGCUCUUUGGACAUGGCAGUGGUGCCGCUGCUGUUGAUUUAGUAUCGCUAUCUCCAAUGUCUGAGGGCUUAAUUCACAGAGUGAUAGCGCAAAGUGGUUCCGCUAUCGCUCCAUGGGCAGUUACCAGAGAUAAUUUGGAAUAUGCGAUACAAGUUGCCGAAGCUCUUGGUCAUACAGUGAGUGAUAUUAACACGCUUUCGGAAGUGUUUACAAAAACUAGCGUAGCAGCAUUGACAGCAGUCAUAAAUGAGCUUGAACUCUUUGACAAUUCAUUAGCAUUCGCACCUUGUGUGGAAAAACAAACGUUAGUAUCUUCUAUACCAUUUAUGACUACAUCACCAUAUCAAGUCCUCAAUGAUGGAGAAUUCUUGCAAAUACCGAUAAUGACAGGCUAUGUUGAUAAAGAGGGCACUAUAAGAGCCGAAGAGGCGAUAGAAGAUAAUUGGCUGGAGAAAAUGGAUGAGUCGUUUGAAGCAUUUCUGCAACCUGAUUUAGAAUUCGAAAACGAAGAAGAUGAAAACCGCAUAGCUGAUAAUAUAAAACAGUAUUAUUUUGGUAGUGAUGGUAUAGACAUGGACGAAUAUUUUAUGUAUCACGGUGAUACAAUGAUAAAAGUAUCAGCUAUCCGAGAGGCACAGUUACGAGCGGCUUCAUCGACAUCUCCUGUAUAUUUAUACCAAUUUUCUUACAAGGGAACAUUGGGAGAUCCAUUUGUAGGCCCAGUGGAAGUCGACGGCGCAGCUCAUAGCGAAGAACUGGCUUACUUGUUUCAUGAAACUACAGAGCAAGAAUCCUCUCAAAUAGAUCUAACAGUAAGCGACAUUUUAAUUGAGCGGUGGACUAACUUCGCUAAAACUGGAAACCCGACUAGCCUUACUUCCCAAGUAACUUGGAAUCCAUUCACGUCGGAGAAUAACAACUUCCUUCACAUACUAAAUGAUGACAGCCAGCAGAGUUCUACUUUUGAAGUCGAAAUGCAGAACCCUCAUGCCGUCACUGUUGCGUUCUGGAACAGUAUCUAUCAAGGACACUUUAAGGAUGCCGAGGGUCUGUUCGAUCUCAAUGAAAGGCAAGAAGAUGAUGUUAUCGUUGUAGAUAGUAAUGAGAACACAGAAGACGGCGAAGAAAAUCCAGAAGGCAGUGGGGAAAACCCAGAAGGCAGUGAUGAAUAUACAGAAGGCAGCAAUGAAAAUACAGACAGUAAUGAAGAUAUAGAUGCUGUUGAUACUGAUGAUAAUGAUGACGGUGAACCUGAUUCAGCGUCUACGGCUGUUGCAUACACGUUUUCCUUUAUUGCCGCAUUCGCGCUGUUGAACCAAUUUCAUAUAACGAGGAUUAGUUCUUGAAAAACGAGUCACUAGUGUGAACUACUAACUCAGUUUUUGAACAUUUGUGAAAACUUUCGUGAAUUUAAUUUUUAAAUUCGACGCUAAGUGAUUCAUUUAGAAGUAAUAGUCACUUUA
Molecule: messenger RNA, 2043 nt
Organism: Cydia splendana
Lineage: Eukaryota; Metazoa; Arthropoda; Insecta; Lepidoptera; Tortricidae
Gene: ae3
Product: venom carboxylesterase-6-like
Exons: 3
Coding region: 1-1926 (641 amino acids)
Source: RefSeq, a predicted model, not a curated record